Molecule: messenger RNA, 1717 nt
Organism: Esox lucius (northern pike)
Lineage: Eukaryota; Metazoa; Chordata; Actinopteri; Esociformes; Esocidae
Gene: spryd7b
Product: SPRY domain containing 7b
Exons: 5
Coding region: 161-751 (196 amino acids)
Molecular function (GO): protein binding
Source: RefSeq, a predicted model, not a curated record
UUGGAUGGGGUCGUAUAUAUCUCUCUUGACGCUGGCCCGUUUGCCACUGUGUGCCGCUGUUUCAUUAUGAUUGGAGCUUUUUUCCCGAGCUCCUUCAGCGCUCUUUGACUUCGUCGACGUGCCUUUAUUUCCGGAUAAUAUUUUAGGCCAGUGUGCAAUAAUGGCUGCAAUGUUUACGUGUUGUCUGGGUUGCUGCGGAGAUGGAGGAACGGGGCAUAUUCCCCUCAAAGAAAUGCCCACCGUCCAGUUAGACACGCAUCACAUGGGCACUGAUGUGGUCAUCGUCAAAAGUGGCCGGAGGAUAUGUGGCACCGGUGGUUGCCUAGCCAACGCACCCCUGCACCAGAACAAGAGUUACUUUGAGUUCAAGAUCCAGUCCACAGGUGUUUGGGGUGUGGGUGUGGCCACGCAGAAGGUGAACCUGAGUCAGGUGCCCAUGGGGCGGGACAUCAACAGCCUCGUCCUGAGACAUGACGGCUCGAUUUACCACAACAACGAGGAGAAGAACCGCCUGCCUGCCAACAGCCUUCCCCAAGAGGGGGAUAUUGUGGGCAUCACAUAUGACCAUGUGGAGCUGAAUCUUUAUCUGAAUGGGAAGAAUAUGCACUGUCCAGCCUCAGGGAUACGAGGAACAGUGUAUCCUGUGGUUUAUGUGGAUGACAGCGCCAUCCUUGACUGCCAGUUCAGUGACUUCUACCACACAGCACCACAAGGCUUUGAGAAGAUUCUUUUUGAGCAGCAGAUCUUCUGAGCAGCACCUUUUGUAUCCCUCCAGGGCUACACACACCUAUAUAAACCCCACCCCAUCUGUUCUCCUUGCCCCUCAGACAUCUGGCACCUAUUUUGUCUGGUUUGUGAGACUGUGCUGUGUCCUAGUUACACUCUGCUUUAAAGUUGUUCAGGGUCCAGUUUGGUAGUUCUGCACUUAGUUAAUGUCAACCCUGGAAGAGUAAGAACUGAUCCCGGUCAGUGAGUAAGGGCAUAGUGUAACCAAAGUGUGUGUGUGUGUGUGAGUGACAUGUUUGCAGCUGAAAGACAAGUCAGAGAACAUCGCUUUGCUUAAGUUACAACCAUCCUGUAUUGACACAAUCGGUUAUUGUUGCUGCGUCUUUCAGAGUUAAAGGUUAAACGAUGUUUAGGUGUUUUCUUUAAGUCUGACUGCACUGUGGUACAAUGAGGGUUCACAGGAUCAGAAGCCAUGUCAAGUGAAUGUUCUAGUAUGGCUGCCUAAAUGUGUGUGGUUUAAUAAUGGAAGGUAAUCCGUCAAUGAUCAUUCUCUGCCUUAUUGAUAAGUAGGCAUUCACACCCAAAUAUAUUUCUAUUUAUUUGUUUGUACCUGACACUAAUGCUCAAUGUUUUCUGUUGUGUACCUCAUCAUUAACAUCUAACUCUUGAUUUUGUAUUAUAGAUUUGUUGUAUUUUCAUCUGUCAUUAACAGUAAUUUGUUACAGCUCUAAAGGUUUCUUAAUGUCAGCCAGUUGGUGAUACUGUGCUCGUUGGAUGUGUUAGUAGAUGGUGACAUUUUCUGACACUGUAUUUCAAAGAUCUGAUAGAUGCAUAUCCUCAUUUUGAAGCCUUGUGAAACUGUCUAAAUGUUAAACGCUUGUUUAUGUUUGCACUAAUGAGAUACUGUAUGUUGAAUAUUAUUAAACCAAAUCGGAAUACUUAAUGUUGAAUACAAUAAAGAAAAUGUGUCUCUGGAAGCAUUUGAAUUUUU